Messenger RNA from Erigeron canadensis, 2225 nucleotides. RefSeq lists its product as uncharacterized. Lineage: Eukaryota; Viridiplantae; Streptophyta; Magnoliopsida; Asterales; Asteraceae. The record is from RefSeq and is a predicted model, not a curated record. The coding region runs from base 395 to 2068 and encodes 557 amino acids. The transcript is spliced from 12 exons.
ACUAUAUUGAACCAUGAAGAAGCACACAGUUGUUUACAACUUCAUUCAUCUUUCUUUAUUUCUCUCUCUUUGUUCACCCAUGUAUAAUAUAUAAUAAUAAUAAUAUAAUAUUCCAUACUUGUUGUAUUACUUCUUCUUCAAUUGGGUAUCCUUUCUUAUCAACUUUCUUAUAUGUAUAUAUGAUUCCCACAUAUCAAGGCCAACACUCUCUUCUUGAAGAUUGAACUUUUUCAGCCUUUUUUCUAGCAUUUAGUAUCUCACUCUUUGUUAUACAGUAUUUAUUACUACUUAAAAGAAUGGAAUUCAUUUGUCAUAUUAAAAAAGAUGAUCAAGAAUGGGCCAUUUGUUUAAAGUGAUCAUUAAUGUUUAAGUUGUUGUAAAGUUGUGUAUAAAGAUGAAUACUAGAGUUAAGACAAAUUUAAGGUCCAUGAGAACAACUUCAUUCAAAGAUCAAAAGGUUGAUAUGCCUAAGCAAAUGCAAAUGGAGAAUGAGAAAACAAGCACAAGCAGAAGAGGUUCAGUGAGAGAGAGAAAGAUGGCAUUGCAACAAGAUGUUGAGAAGCUAAAGAAGAGGCUUAGACAUGAAGAAAAUGUUCAUAGAGCUUUAGAAAGAGCAUUUACAAGACCUUUAGGAGCUCUUCCGCGCUUACCGCCUUAUCUCCCUUCUACGACAUUGGAGCUUCUAGCAGAAGUUGCUGUUUUGGAAGAAGAAGUGGUUAGGCUUGAAGAACAAGUGGUUCAAUUUAGGCAAGGUUUAUAUCAAGAAGCUGUCUAUAUUUCAUCUUCAAAAAGAAAUCUUGAAAAUGCACUUGAUUCACAAGAUUCAAAUGAUGGCAAAAAUAAGGCUUCCAAGUUAUCACCUCAAAUUGAGGCUAAUCCAUCUACACCUGUUACCCAAAAUUCGCCUAUCUUUUCAGAGAAUCAGUCACCAAAUGCCAUAAGGAACAAGACUCGAUCGCCCAAUGUGAAAUCUCAAAAUGUGAGUACAUUAGCAAGGAGAUCACCAUCCGGAAAGCGUUUAACUCCUCAAAAGUUACAGUUUGAAGGCAAAACAAUGGAGGCUGCAAAUAAAGAGGGAAGAACCAAUAUAAGUACUCAAGAAAAAGGAUCAGCAUUAUCAGGAGAAGAUGAUCCUAAUAAAAUUUCAGAAAGUAUUUUGAAAUGUUUGAUGACCAUUUUCAUACGAAUGAGUUCAACAAGGAGUAAAAGUAUGACAGAAAUGGUACCAUCAAUGACUUCAAUUGAAGCUCUCGAAGAAACAGAAGCUAAAGAUCCUUAUGAAAUCUCUUGUGAAUAUACAAAAACAGACAUUGGGGUGUAUAAACAUUUAUAUGCAAUUGAAGCAACCUCCAUUAACAAAAACCGGACAAGCAAUUCUAUUUUUUUGAUACAAAGAUUAAAGCUCCUACUAGGGAAACUUUCAUCUGUCAAUUUAACGAAUCUCACUCAUCAAGAAAAGCUUGCCUUUUGGAUCAACAUCUAUAACUCAUGCAUGAUGAAUGCGUUUCUUGAACAUGGAAUACCUGAAAGUCCAGAGAUGGUUGUUCAACUUAUGCAAAAGGCAACAAUAAAUGUUGGAGGUCACUAUUUAAACGCAAUCAGCAUCGAACAUUUCAUAUUGAGGCUCCCUUACCAUUCAAAAUAUACAUUUGCCAAAGGCGUAAAAAAUGAUGAGAUAACUGCAAGAAGCGUAUUCGGGUUAGAGUUAUCAGAACCAUUAGUAACUUUUGCACUGUCUUGUGGAAGCUGGUCCUCCCCAUCAGUAAGGAUCUACACUGGAUCACAAGUAGAAAAUGAGCUUGAAGUCGCGAAAAAAGAUUAUUUGCAAGCUGCAAUCAGGAUUUCAACAACAAAAAAAAUGGUAGUGAUUCCGAAGUUAUUGGAUUGGUAUAUGCUCGAUUUUGCAAAAGAUAUGGACUCAUUGAUGGAUUGGGUAUGCCUUCAAUUACCAAAUGAAGUUAGAAAAGAGGCAAUGAAGUGCCUUGAGAGAAAUAAAAGUGUACCCCUUUCAUGUUGUCUUCGGGUACUACCUUAUGAGUUUCGAUUCAGGUAUCUUCUGCACAAAUAAGUAUUUUUUUUUUGGGGGUUGGUCUUUUGAAGUUUUCAGAGUUAUAGAUUUAUAUACAGUUUGAUAAUACAAAAUGGAAGUAGAUAUAUAUAAUCCAUUCACCCUUAUUGUAAUUAUUAUUAUUCACUAAAGUGAUAUAAAUUACUCAUUUCUUUUA